Ceraceosorus guamensis is the source of this 234-nucleotide messenger RNA. Its product is annotated as bola-like protein. The transcript is spliced from 2 exons. The record is from RefSeq and is a predicted model, not a curated record. NCBI's taxonomy places the organism in Eukaryota, Fungi, Basidiomycota, Exobasidiomycetes, Ceraceosorales, Ceraceosoraceae. The annotation marks the transcript as partial.
GCCGCAGAGCCGGAGAAGCAGAUGGACGAUGGGGAGAAGCACAUUUAUGAUCUGCUCACUAAUCGCUUCAAACCAGAAGCCAUCAGGGUGCAGGAUGUGAGCGGUGGCUGCGGCAGCUUCUACGCAAUCACCAUCGCAUCGAGGGAAUUUGCGGGCAAGCCCACGGUGCAGGCUCAUCGAUUGGUCAACGAGACGCUCAAGGAAGUGAUCAGUGGCAUACAUGGACUGCAGGUG